UGGUACUUCCUCUGCAGCCGGCGCCGCAACCUGCUCCGCAACCCGCGCGCCCAAGAGAAGUUCAAGCACUGGAAGCUGGACUGCAACGGGGGCGACAAGUGGAAGGUGGAGGAGCUGCCGGGCACUCACGGGAACAGCUUUCCCAGCCCUGCUGUGCGCAAAUACUUCGUCACGUCCUACGACCUCUGCCUGAAGUCCCAAAUCAUUGACUUGAAGAAAGAAGGAUACUGGGAAGAGUUGAUGGAUAAGCACCGGCCUGACAUCGUCGUCUCAGACUGGUACGCUGCCAGGUUUGAUUGCGGGUGCCGGUACCAGCUCAAAGUGCAGCUGCUCUCUGCAGACUACCUUGUCCUCAACGAGUUCUGUCCUGAGCCGGUGAUCAUAGACCAGUGGAGUGACGCGGAGUGGAAGGAGAUGUCUCACACCUUCCGCAACUACAAGCCGGGAGUUCGCUACAUCUUGUUUAAACACGGCGGGCAGGACACCCAGUUCUGGGCUGGCUGGUAUGGGAUCCGUGUGACCAACAGCAGCAUCACCAUUGGGCCAGGGACAUCGGCGUGAGAGGAGAGCAGGAAGAUGACCACUCCUGUCCACCUCAGGGCUAUCCUCAGAGGGCAUCACAGCAUACUUGGUCACCCGUGCAAUCCUUGAGGGCAUCUCCAGGCCAGUCUUACACCUGAAGUCAGCCUCUCUGGUCAUCUCAUUUUUCUGGUCUCCGUAUUUUCAUACCCUAGCUGGAGCCAGGAUCACUUGCUUCUCAGACUGAGCGCACCCUCCUGUAGGCCUUGCCCUCUGAAACAACCCUUUGUACGUUUGCUUCGCUCUCUUGACUUUAUCCAGUGCAAUUCAAAGAUUUCACGUGCCAGGGAACCCAAGGGUGCUGUCAGCUGAGGGCAUCUACCUCUGCUUAAAGCAAGGGUUAUCAGCUGUGGCUGAGUCACUUUGUAAGAGAAUUGGAACCACCUGCAGGAUUUGGGUUUAACAGAGACCUGAGCAGGGGGAGGGGAAAGAAGAGGACCAUGUCUGCAAGAGUCUAUAAAAUAUCUCUCUCGUCUCCAAAAAAAAAAAAAAAAAAAAAAAAAGCCUUUCUUAUUUAGCCUUGGGCCUGAGUCUUGCUUCAUGGAGAGCUUUGCUCUGGAGAGGGCUUUGCUCUUCAUUGGAUGGGGGAAUGGGCUUGGAAUCUCUUCUUCGAACUGUUUCAGGAACUUGAAUUUUUGAUGUGAGCAAGAGUUUAGCAUCCGACUAAACUCUGCUUCUAUGCCCUCUCCACCCUGAGCUCCCAGUCCUCUUUGGUCACAGGGUCUUUCCAGGAACAUAAAGACAAGGUGGAAGUGCUCUAGCUGAGUUUCAGCCAGGCCUCCAGGCCUCCUUGCUAUACUGUAACAAGACCCCUGGGCCCCCCAUCUCCCGAGUACCACAUCUCACUGACUCUCAGAAACUAGAGCCCAAUGGCAGGUGGAGCACAAUUGACCCAUUUGGUCCCAGGGAGCAUUUCCCCCAAACUUGAGGCCUCUUCUUUGUCCACCUGGCCUGCAGUGCAGUAGUGAGUUGAUGGGGGAAGGUGUAGUUACUCUUACACCCAGAGAGGGGCUUAGGAUUGGAGAGGAGACUCCCUCUUUGCAGAUGCUGCUUGCCUUAUCAUCUAAGGGCCCAGGUGGGUGAUGCUGUGAGCUGGCUUGAGGGAGCUCUCAGCCCUAUGUACCCAAAACACUUUGGUAUGUCAUGCCCUGGGGUUAUAGAGAGGAACAUGUACAUUGCACAUGGACAGAUGGAUUCUGACCAAUAAAAGCUUUUCUGAA
Alligator sinensis (Chinese alligator) is the source of this 1799-nucleotide messenger RNA. RefSeq names its product F-box only protein 6. Gene Ontology annotation, biological process: SCF-dependent proteasomal ubiquitin-dependent protein catabolic process; glycoprotein catabolic process. The transcript has 5 exons. Gene Ontology annotation, molecular function: ubiquitin protein ligase activity. The record is from RefSeq and is a predicted model, not a curated record. The annotation marks the transcript as partial. Gene Ontology annotation, cellular component: SCF ubiquitin ligase complex; cytoplasm. NCBI's taxonomy places the organism in Eukaryota, Metazoa, Chordata, Crocodylia, Alligatoridae.